AUGUCGAUACCCGGUAGGGAAUCGACAAAUCAACCAUCUUCAUCUAAAAUAAGGAAAUGUGUAAGCUGUCUGAAAGACGUUUUAAACGUUGAUCGACCAAUUUUCCAUUUACCAUGUUUACAUUCAUUGUGCUUUAAAUGUAGAGGUAAGUCGACGAAUCUGUAAGACUUUUUUUGUUUCUAGAUGCUCAAAAGGUGAAUUUGGAUAGAUUUUUGCAUUGUACAUAUUGCAAUCAACAGUUCUCAGCCGAUGUUGUUUACGAUGAAUACAUUCCUGAUUCGCGGAGGACGUGAGUUAACUCAGUAGUCUUUUAUUUUUUAUUUUAGAAAAUGUGGAGCUCCAGAAUGUUAUAAUAAUGAACCACAACGGAUAACACAUUAUUGUUUGACAUGUACUGUCUAUUUGUGUGGGUAUUGUUUAAAAAACCACAAUCGUCAGCAUAAUAUUCGAGAGGUAAGUUAUUAGUUAAAUAGUAUAAGUUUGCAAAUAUAAAGAUGGUUAACAAAUGUUUUUAAAAUUCUUUAAACUUUAUUUUAUAGUCUAUAAGAUUAUUUUAGUCCAAAAAUUACAUUCCAAUGAUAUCAAGAUGCAUCAAUUCUGCGCAUUACGACAGGACGGCGGUCUACGUUUGCGGAUGUGGAGCGGUAGGAGAUGUGCCUUUGUCAUUAUAUUUAUUUUUAGAGGUUAUGCAAUGAAUGUCUCGAUUCACAUCGAUCUGCAUGUCGAAAAAGUAACACGAUUGGUACUUUUACUGAGAUCAAUUCCAAAGCCAUUAAUUGCUUAAAACCGUUAAUGGAGAAUGACAGAAAGAGCUUAGAUUAUUAUCACUGUUUGUAUGUUUUGCCUUUAAUUUGAAAAUGUUUUUUAAAAGUUUUUGAUAUUGUUUAUUUUAAGUACAACAUUUUAAACAUUCAAAAAUUUUUAGAUUACAAGGUCUGCAGAUAAAGAGACGAAUGGUUAUGGCAGAGUUCCAAAAUUCUAGGACACAAUUAGCGUACGACUGCCAGCGAAUGGUGUCUCUCCUAAUUCAAAGGUUUAACGACUUGUCGGAUUCGUUAGAAAUGUGCCAAAAUCAAUAUAUGGUUCACUUUAAAAAAGUGGAACAUGACAUAACAGAAGAAACGAAUCGGAUAGCGACUAUAAACAACUUAGAGAAGAAGAUAGUAACACUAAAACAACAAGACAUUAUACCGUUUGCUUCUUUUAUUAAAUGUGCGUCCAACUUUGCUGACAAGAGAGGAAAGUACAACAAAUCUAAUUUGGACAAUAUUCUUCCGUUACCAUCAGUUCGAAUUGAUCUUGCUCAUAGUCCUCAAUCUAGCAACUUUGUUCAGUUUUUAAGUGGCUUUGGCUCUGUUGUAGUAAACAAUAUUAGACAGGUGAGUAGAUAGUGUUAUGGGCUUUAUGUUUUUAGACUGUUCGAUCUAACUUUGAUAAACCCUUGGCUUUUGUGCUGCCUCCAAAAUUAAACCCAGCGGAGAUGGGACAUCAAGCAGAAAUGGGGCUACGAUGUUUUAAUGGAAAAGAAUACGAAAAGGCUGACAAAGAAAAGUUCAGGAGACUUGUGAAACCUUUGUCUGACGAGGAAUUGAAGGAAAGGUGUUUUCAACUGGAGUUAGAGCUGGAUUAUUACAAACGGCUAACUAAAAGCUUAGAAACUGAUUCCAAGAUUGGGACAGAGAAUGUCAGGCAUUUACCGGUAGAACGUGCUGAACACGACUCUCAUAUUAUUGCACCCCAAAUGAAUAACGUAAGAUAAAAAUUUUAAAUUAUAUGCAUAAUACACACAUAUGAGUAUGAGUAAAGCAUUUAAACAAUUUAAAUAUUAAAGGUUCACCUUCCUGGUCCUUCAACAAGUCGAUCUCAUCCAGUUGUUUUAAAUCGCAACAGAGUCAGUAUGCCCAACUUUGGGAUGGGAAUGCAACCUCCUAUCCGCCUCAAUGGAAUUCAUGCUCAAUCACCUCAAUUUCAAAACAGCCCUCAAGGGUUUAUGUUUCCCCAGUCGCCAAAUCACACAAAUCUGCUUAGAAACACGAAUCAGUCAGAAUUGCAGCAAUUAAUGUUUUCUAAUUCUCCGGUAAAUUUUUUUGACUGCUUUAAGAAUAUACUUACUUAAAUUUUUAUCAAUACAUUUUCAGUCAAAUGCUCAAUCUUCGGAAAUAGUUACAAUAACAUUAGAAGACGAAUUGCGACCCAACCCUAACAUAAUAGAUUUAAAUAACUUAUCUAAUUCUACUAAUCAGACGCCUUCUGGAAUUCAUGAAAAUAAUCAGAAUAAUGUAACUGAUAAGGACGCUACAUACCGGCGGUCGCGGUCUGUCGUGUAUCAUAGUUCGUUAAGAGAGAAUCAUGAUAUUGUUUCUAAUUCAGCGCCAAAUUCAAACGCACAGCCAGUUUCUGAAAGUCCCUCUAACAGAUCAGGGAGGGAGAAGUCACACGAUAGCCACAAGUCAGAUAAAAGUGGUCGAUAUCGCGCAGUGCCGUCUGUUGGUUUGAAAAUACGAAUUCGACGAGAAGAGGUGGAGCCAACACCUGUAAAUGAAGAACCAUUUGAAGCACUACAAGGGCCAUCUGAUGAUGUUGACGGUGAAAAGAGCAGGAAAGCACAAACAACAGAAUCUCAACAAGACGAGUGGGACGACUAUUGCUACAGUUGUAAUGAAGGAUGUGAUGAUAUUUCUGGAGAUCUUGGUUGUUGUUCUUCUUGUCCAAAAGUGUUCCAUCAGUUAUGUCACUCGCCCCGGUGUACUGUACCUAUGGCACAACUUCCAGACGAGUGGAGAUGUUCGAUAUGUACACCAUUGGAUCCGAUAACUGAAUGGUCUGAAUAUAUGACUCCUGCAAUUAGCUUGGUAUGUAAAAAGUUUAUAAAUAGUAGAUUUUUCUUGUUGUAAUUUAGUAAAGAAUUUUAUUUAUAAUUUGGGCUUUUUAAUAAUUUUUUGCAGGCUUGUUCGAAGGUUUUACUGGCCUGUUUGGACGAUUCUCAACAAUCAGACCCGUUCAGGAAGCCUGUUGACAAAAAAUUUUUGGAUUAUUAUACUAUUAUUUCGCGGCCGAUGGAUUUUACAACUAUUAACACACGACUGUCAAACGGCUUUUACAGUAGUCCAAAACAUUUUAUUGCAGACAUGAAUCAAGUCUUUAUCAAUUGCUCAACGUUUAAUUCGGUAAGAGAUUGUGUCGAAAAGAUGGAUAAGUAAUUAUAAUAGUUGUUUACAUUUGCUACAUAGACAAGUUUGUAUUAUACUUCUAAAAUUUAUGUAAAUUUUUAGCCAGAAAACCCAUUGGCAAAGUGUGGUAUAAACGUGUACAAGAAGUAUAUGGAAGCUGUCAAGAAACACAUGCCGGUCUUCUCGGGCGGGGUGUGGAUGUAUGUGUGCCUUCACAAGGACGAUGAGCCUGUACAAAAGAAACGUCGAAGAAACCAGUGA
Bursaphelenchus okinawaensis is the source of this 3431-nucleotide messenger RNA. Lineage: Eukaryota; Metazoa; Nematoda; Chromadorea; Rhabditida; Aphelenchoididae. The record is from the annotation of a GenBank genome assembly.